Messenger RNA from Apiotrichum porosum, 591 nucleotides. RefSeq names its product GTP-binding protein of the rab/ypt (gene YPT52). Lineage: Eukaryota; Fungi; Basidiomycota; Tremellomycetes; Trichosporonales; Trichosporonaceae. The record is from RefSeq and is a predicted model, not a curated record. The coding region runs from base 1 to 591 and encodes 196 amino acids. Gene Ontology annotation, molecular function: GTPase activity; GTP binding. The transcript has 7 exons.
AUGCCUCGCACAGCUGCUUUCAAGCUUGUCCUCCUCGGCGAGUCGGCCGUCGGAAAGAGUUCCCUAGUGUUGAGAUUCGUUCGUGACGAGUUCUCCGACUUUAGGGAGUCCACUAUUGCCGCAUUCUUGACCCAGACCGUUCCCCUCGACGAGUCGACUAACAUCAAGUUUGAGAUCUGGGACACUGCUGGCCAGGAGCGCUACAAGUCGCUGGCUCCCAUCUACUUCCGCAAUGCCAACGCCGCCGUGAUCGUGUACGACAUUACCCAGCCCCCAGAGACGUCCUUCGAAAAGGCAAAGUCCUGGGUCCGCGAGCUCCAGCGCCAGGCCGACCCCUCUAUUGUGAUCAUGCUCGUUGGCAACAAGGCCGACCUCACAUCCCAGCGCAAGACCCCUCGGGCACUGGGCGAACAGUUUGCUCAGGAAGAGGGUCUCCUGUUCACCGAGGCGUCCGCCAAGAGCGGUGAUGGCGUUGAAGCCAUGUUCAUGGAGAUUGCCAAGAAGCUCCCCCUUGCCACCCCUAAACAGACCACCGCCCAGGGAGUCAAGGUUGCCAAGAGCGAGGAGACGCCCCGCGCCUGCACAUGCUAG